Messenger RNA from Paramisgurnus dabryanus, 4692 nucleotides. It is a transcript of the gene hic1, whose product is annotated as hypermethylated in cancer 1. Gene Ontology annotation, cellular component: nucleus. Gene Ontology annotation, molecular function: DNA-binding transcription factor activity, RNA polymerase II-specific; protein binding. Gene Ontology annotation, biological process: regulation of transcription by RNA polymerase II. The record is from RefSeq and is a predicted model, not a curated record. NCBI's taxonomy places the organism in Eukaryota, Metazoa, Chordata, Actinopteri, Cypriniformes, Cobitidae.
ACACACAGAGAGAAAGAGAGAGAGAGAGAGAGAACGGGAGAAGGGUAACGACUAGGGAAAACACGGAAGAAGCUGGUAACUCCGGGAAAAGUUGACGUUAUAGAGAGGAAUUUUUCACUUUUGGGGAUCUUUGGAUGGGGGAAUCCCGUAAGGGCAAAGUCAAGAGCGGCAGGAGCAUCAGACAUGAAUCCGAGGUGGCGGUCUAAAGUCGAUGCUGGAUGCCAUGGAAGUCCCAAGUCAUGCUAGGCACCUCCUUUUGCAACUGAACACACAACGCACCAAGGGCUUCUUGUGUGAUGUCAUCAUCGUGGUGCAGAAUGCACUCUUCCGUGCUCACAAGAACAUUUUGGCUGCCAGCAGCCUCUACCUUAAGUCUCUUGUUGUUCAUGACAACCUCAUAAACCUGGACCAUGAGAUGGUCAGUCCAGGUGUCUUCAGGGUCAUUCUUGACUACAUCUACACAGGACGGUUAAGUGAAGGUGACCCCACCUCCCCCACUGAGCCAAAUAUAGGGGCAGUGCUGGCUGCCGCAAGUUACCUGCAGCUUCUAGAUCUGGUGGCUCUAUGCAAAAAGAAGUUGAAGAGGAAUGGGAAGUACCACUUACAUCCUAACCCUGGGUUCUUACCUUACAAGAUAGGCUCUGGUGGAAUGGGAGGACGUUUUCGAGUGUCUACUCCUGUGAUUCAAUCCUGUCUUUCUGGAGGGGUUGUGAGUGCACCUCGAUCUACACCAUUAGAGGACCUGCCUCCCCUCCCAAUGGCUCCUCACGGAGGAGAGAUUUAUGCCCCAGCUCCAACACAGGGGCCGCCACCGUACCCCCCAACAAAGGCGUCCUUGUCACCCCAGUCCAGCCUGCGCUUACCACCCACUGACAGGAACUGCUCAUCGGUCUAUGGCCUUGACCUGUCCAAAAAAAGCCCCAGUUCCCAGUCUCAGCAUUCUUCCAGUCACCCACACUUGAUAUCCUCACUGCACCCAGAUGAGGAUCCUGAGGGAGAGUUGGACCGAACCACUAGCCCAAUGCACAGCCCCAACGAUGGCUCCAGAAAAGUAGAGACAGCUCACCAUGUUGGGUCUUUAACCCCACAUGCCUUUCCCCUGUCCAACCAUCCGCUUGCACCACAUCUUCCACACCUACACCGUUCUCACGCCCAGGAGUCCUACCCCUGCCACCCCAGUCCCGAGCCCAUGGAGGACUCCAGAGAACAUGGCAGAGAUGGGUCUAGCAUCUAUCGAUGGGUGAAAAACGAACCUUCUAAUCCAGAGGAUGAAGAUGAGGAAGAUGAGGAGGAUGACAGUGGAGGAAUGGGUGAGCAGGAUAAAGACAGACAGCACCAGCACAUGAACCACCAUAAGAACGGCGAUGAAAAGAUUAACAUGAACGAGAGGGGCUACGACAGAGGAACUGUGAACUGUGAUGAUGGUGAAGAUGAGAAUGGCACAGGUAGUGAGGAGACAGGAAGCAGCGAAGGCCGUUCUUCUCCCAAUGGUGCUGGUGGAAGAUAUCACUUGCCAUACGAGCCAGAGAGUUUUGGAGAUAACCUAUAUGUGUGCAUCCCCUGUGACAAAGGCUUUCCCAGCUCGGAGCAGCUCAAUGCCCACGUGGAGACUCACAAUGAGGAAGAGCUUAACAAUGGAAGUGAGCUGGACAACAGCAAUAACAGUGGCAAACCCACUAAUGCCCAUGGACCUACAAGCUUGAAUAGCCCUAGUGGUCUCCACAGCCCCUUCCCAGAUAGCAAAUCAGUGCCAAACCACCAUCCUAUUGGACUCGGUGAGAUCAUCCGUCCGUAUCGCUGUUCUUCCUGUGAGAAGUCCUACAAAGAUCCAGCCACACUCCGGCAACACGAGAAGACCCACUGGCUGACGCGCCCAUACCCUUGCAGCAUCUGUGGCAAGAAAUUCACCCAACGUGGUACCAUGACACGCCACAUGCGCAGCCACUUGGGCCUAAAACCCUUUGCGUGUGAUGCCUGCGGUAUGCGCUUUACGCGGCAAUACCGCCUCACAGAGCACAUGCGCAUCCACUCUGGAGAGAAGCCGUACGAGUGCCAAGUGUGCGGAGGCAAGUUCGCCCAGCAGCGCAACCUUAUCAGCCACAUGAAAAUGCACAGCAGCGGAGGGGCCGGCGGAGGACUCACCCCUGAUGGCAAGCUGAAGAUAGACUUCUCCGAGGGCAUUUAUCCCUUGAGCAAGUACACAGCCGAGCAUUUGGGUCUAAAGCAGGAGAAAACCUGCGAUCUACUCACAGCCUCGCAGCACUUGCUUGCAGAUGCCAAAGCCAUGGAGAGUUUCUACCCACUGUCAAAGCUGGCGGUUGAACACCUCGGCCUGGCCGGUAAGAUAGACGUCCUGAACCAGACACUUCAAACCCAGGAGUCCCGCACCAUCGAUCGCUACUCUCCCAGCUAGAGGGGGGGGGUACCACUAAGUAAAUCUUCCAAAGAGACAUCACUGUACACCAAUCACAGUAUUCAACUCACACCUCAUCUUCAUUUCAACCUUCACAUGAGAGGCCAGAAAGUGUUUGGUCGUAAAACUGCUCAUGAACAGUGUUGACUUCUAAACGUGCCUUUGCAGUACAUGCAUUUCUUACUCCCGGAAGGAGAAAACUGUUUUAUUUAUAAUCUGUUUUGACCGUGGACGCUCAGACAAUGCAGUAUUUAUAUAAAAACAACUUCUUUUUUGUUCAAUCACCGAGCCAAACAACCAAUUGAAAACCAAAAAGAGAUUGUUUUUAUUUAUUUUUCUUUCUUUGCUUUGUAUGUUGAAAAAGCCAAAGAGAAAAGAUGUCAGAUGUUACAGAAGAGUGUUGCAAUCAUACCCUAAACUUGUGUACUAAGUGUUGUAUAUAGAAUGAAAAAGCACAUAUGAACAAUAUUCAGGGCUUCUGUCCAGAUCGGAGAGGGAAGUCUGGACCAAAGAUAAAGCCAAAUCUUUGGGAUUUUAUAGUAAUUGGAGGACUUUUUAUAGACUAUUUUCGGAGUACUGGAUCACCUGUAUCUGAUUUUCCAGCUUUGUGAAUGGCCCAGUUUUUUUCCAUACUAAAAGGGAGCAACUAACAGAAGAAAGUGUUUGUUCCAGGAUUUAGGUAAUGUGAUCUAUGCUUUUCUCUGCGUUGUAGUUAUCCCGCUUAAAGAGUUCACAGUGUCAUUUCAUUUUUUUUAUUUUUAUCUUCAGGUGUAUGGUCUUGCUAUUUAAUGCUUUUAUUUUUCCUUUUCUUUCUUCCAACUCAAACUUUUAAAAAAAUUCACAAAAAAUGUACAAACCCAAGUGCCUUUAAAGUGAUGGUUCACCCAAAAAUAAAAAGUGUGUUCAUCUACUCAUCAUCAUGUUUUAAACCUGUAUGCAUUUCUUAAAAAAAGAUAAUUUAACAAAUGAUGGUAAGCACACAGUUGACGAUACCCAUUGACUUCCAUAGUAUUUGUUUUUCCUACUAUGGAAGUCAACGGGUACCAUUAACUGUGUGAUUACCAUCAUUUAUCAGAAUAUCUUGUGUUCAACAGCAUGAAUAAACGCAUACAGGUUUAAUACAACACGAAUGUGCGUAAACGAUGACAGAUUUUUAUUUUUGGGUGAAAUAUCCCUUUAACUUGUUAUUGAAAACGUAGCGAGUGCUGCCCUGUGAUCUCACAACUGGAAUAUCUUUGCGCAUAUUCCAAUCAUGAUAUAACAAUCUGUGUCCACGUGUUUCGGUCCAUCUGGUGCUACAGACCAAGCAUGGGUGGUGCCUUUGGAAAUGGAGUAAUAUUUACAGAGGGGCAAUCCAGCCCAAAUGCUUUCAAUGAGUCCAUACGCUCCUCUAAGCUAAAUGUUUAACUUUAACAGUGAAAGCACUUUUGCCACAAAUCCUGUAUAUAUAUAUACAGUGUGAACAAACAGGGAUUUACAGUAUAGUGAAUGAUCUGGCCACACCUCUAAAAGCUUUCAAAUGUGCGAGAGGGUCUCCUCACCCCUAUUAGGGUGCAGUUAAUUUCAGGCUAAUGUGACGGUUUUAACCCGGCGGUGCCUCACACGCACACAUGUAAAUCCGCUAAUGUGACAACCAUCUGAACAUGAGGAGUUGAUCUCUCUCUCUCUCUAUUUCUCUCUCUCUCUCUCUGAUACUGUGAGCACAAAUAGCAGCAGCUGGUCCACUCAGGCUAAGCCCUGUGAAAUUUCACAUUUUCGAAGACUGUUUGCGCUUGUCUGACCCAUUGAUCAUAGAUUUUAGGCCAGCUGACCAGGCCCAUGAUCUACACGCUGCCUGAACAUUUACCCUAAUCCCUCAGCUACUGCACUAAUAUACCAUAAACUACAUUCAUGUCCAAAGCUGUACAACAAUCAAUCCAUCACUUUCACACAGUAACAAGUUAAGGUCACACUUGCUUCCUUUCUGUAGCCUUGAAAUUUAUACCUAUCAUGUUUUAAUAAAUCACGUUUUACCAUGUAUGUAAAUGUACCUGAUUGAAAACGACAACCCAUGUAUUUAAUUUUUUAAAGUAAAACAAAUUCUUGUUGACCACUAGUUACAAUUAUAACCUCAGUGGGUGAAUGUGAAGACAAACCAUGAAUGCACUGUGAAAGAACUCACAUAUCUGAAAGCUUCAGCUUGGUCAAUAUUGAACAAAUUAUUAGAAGGGUUUGGGGAAAAAUACCGAAGCUUUUCUCUGUAGCAUGUCACGAAAAGUUUUUCUUUCUUUCUUUCUUUU